AGUGGGAGUAGAGACAGAACAGAGGGGGUACACACACAGGACGGAUACUGCUCAUUUCAAAAGUUUAGACAAGUUUGGGACGGCGGUGUGCUGAGACUUUGCAAGCAGUAACGCAAUAGAAGGUGGGGAAACCUGCAGUGCAGACAAAGAGUAUUCAGCGAGUUGCCUGCAGAGACACACACGCACACACACAAACUUCCCAACAUCUGGUGUGCUGGAGGACGGGGCGAGCAGGAGAGAGAAUACUUUGGAGGGCGGAGAGAGAACUAUCUUCGUUGUAGAAAAAUGCUUUGAAUUGGAAGUUUGGGGACACCUACAUGAGUCGAGAAGAGAUACUGUGCUCGUUUAAAGUGACGAGAGUGGAGGGAAAGGUGUCGGAGGGGGAGAAGUCCACCUGGAGCGGACAGAGAAUGAAUUAGCCGAAGGGUUGACUGCUUCGUGCCCCAGCCAGACAUAAGGCUCACACCUUGAUCCCUCCGCCUCCUCCCAUAAGAGCCAGGCCUACGCCGAUGGAAGAGGAGAGGAGUGCCCCUACCAUCUCCCCAGAGCCACCUGAUGAUGGGGACCCCAGCCUACCAGCUUCUCAACCAAAUCCACACACAGCUUUGACCGUAGAGAAUGCAAAUGGCUGCCCAAAUCCAGAGCCCUUUUCUAGUAGAGACGUGGCCCAUAUUUAUACUGAGCCCCUCAUAUUGAGGUUGAAUGGCACCCAGGAAAGGUUGCGAGGAGAUCAUGGAGACAAGUGUAACGGUGUUCUCUCACACUCGGAGCUCACUACACCAAGCAAGAGUAUCACAUCUCAACCGACAGCCAGACCCACGCCCAUCCACCACACCCAGCCGUGUCGGACACAGCCAAGCAGCCAGUUGCGCAACGGAACCAAGCACCACGGACAAACACACUCCACUCACACGCACUGUCCACAUCACACACACACACCUCACACGCACACCGUCCAGUCCAAUGGGAUCAGGAAUGGGGGCCCUCACAAGCAUCCUAAGCUUGGCUCCCUCCCCAGGGGCGGAUCGUCCACCUCCUCAUCUUCAUCAGCGGAACCCAAACACACCAAGAAAUUGCAGUCCAACCCGUCUAUCACCUCCCAGAGCAGCAAGAGGAGCAAGAGCAGCUCCAAGAGCAACAGCUCCCAGAUCCCUACAGAGGCACAGGAUGACUGCUGUGUUCACUGUAUUCUGGCCUGCCUCUUCUGUGAGUUCCUGACUCUGUGCAACAUUGUCCUGGACUGCGCCACCUGCGGCUCUUGCGCCGGGGACGACUCGUGUUUCUGCUGCUGCUGUGCGUCAGAGGAGUGUGGCGACUGUGACCUGCCCUGUGACAUGGACUGUGGCAUCAUAGACGCCUGUUGUGAGUCUGCAGACUGCCUGGAGAUCUGUAUGGAGUGCUGCAGCCUUUGCUUUUCCUCCUGAGGGCUCUUAUCCACCACCACAAGGGGUGAAUACAUUUCCAACACACACUCCCACAAGCCCGGGAACUACUUCGACCGGAGCUGAGAGGUUCUACACGCAGUCUUUGUUGCCUGGACUCUGUGGUUUACUCUACAUUGGCUGGCCUAGUUGGCUCCUCAAUAUGUCUGAUGUUUCUACAGGGUUUGCCAAGCAAGAGAUGUGCUAAUGCUGAGAGCAGUCACUGCUGAAUUCUCCCUUCUUUUAUUGAUCAAACGAUGGGACAGUAGCCUCCCUGCUUUGUAUUUGCCGUUGGUCUAUUGCUACACAGCUGGGUGUGCCAUGCAGAGUGAGUUCCAGCUGUGGUCCACAAGAGUCUGCCAGGCUGUGCAGACCCAGGCUUCUGGACCCUCACAGAACUAGCUAUUAUUACAAUGGAGCCCCUUGUGCCAUCUGAAUGACUGGAGUUCUCCAAGCAUGAAAAAUGACCUCCAAAGGCAAAUGAGAAAAUGGCUCCAUUUAACCGGAUUUUAGUGUUUCUGUAGAUAAGAGCAGCAGCAUAAUGGGAAAAUGGACGCUCAGAUCUUAGUAGAAAUGUAGUCUGUCCUCCUGUCCUUGGCAAGGUCAGAGUCUUCCAGUUUGAUUAUGUACAGUGGCCUGAGCAACACACACACACUCACACACACACACACACACACACUAACACACACUCAAAGUGGAGGAUGUUGAAUCCACUGCUGUCUUUGUUCUUCAUGUAAUGUUCAAGAUAGAGAAUCACUAAUGGUGGCUUGUGGCAAUAUUACAGAAAUGUUUCUUUUAUUAAAAUACAUCUCACUUAAUGGACUUACUCAGACAAGAACCAUAAGAGCGUUAUGCAUCAGCCUGAAGAUGGGUCCAAUAUAAUGAGUACUGUAAGUGAUGGACAUCACAGAGCGAGUGGUUGAUAACAUCCAUCAUGGACACUUUCUCGACUCAAACAUGUGAAGGGAGAGAGUUCUUAAUUAAGUCCCUCCUCAUUAAAUGUUUUGCAUCCCAUAUACUUUUGUUUAUUUUGAGGUGCUUUGGCUUUUUUUUUUUUAAGUGAUUCUAGCUGAAUGGUCAGAACUGGUAAAGGACUGGAAGAGGAUCAGAAGGUAUCAUCUCUAUUUGAGUACAUUCCAGUUUACUUUUGUCAUUUUUGCUAUGUGAACAAAUGGCCUUGGCUUAGCUUACGGCCUGAAUUUUCAAGUACAUUCCUCGCCUUUACAGAGUCGUUAUUAAACCUUGUUUUGUAGAUUUUAGUUUAGAUAUUUGCAUUUCUCCUCAAAUGUGAAAAUCACAUUUCUGUGUUAUCGGGUUUUGCCGGGCUCUCUCUGUUAAGCAGACAUCGCUCUACAUCUAAUUUAAUUCUUUGAGUGAAAAUCUCACGACAUUAUGCUAAGUUAGAUCCAUGUGCUCGUGGUAUGAAUGGUACGCUUUUGUUAACAGCCCAGCAUUUUCAUUCGCUCAGAUUCAUACCCUCUCUAACCCAAUACCUCUUCAGAUGUCUCCUUGAUCUGUUGUGCAUUUUAAAGUGACUUGAUACAAAUUCCUUUCCCUCUCUGAUCUCAUACUGUUUGUGCAAUCCUUUUUUUCUGUAUUACCAGGUGAGUUUUCCUCUCACUGGACCUUAGUUUCUAGACAUAUAAUUGUACAUUGAAGGGUUUUUUGCUAUGCCAAUGUGGCUGUGGUUGUUUAAUCCCUAUUUUAAGGGCUGUAAUAUAACACUGUUGAUAAAGAAUACACACUAAGGCUGUAACACACCUGAUUACACCAAAGUAGAUUCAACAAAAAAAUGAACUAAUGCAACUUGAGGACAAAUCAUGAUUCUUUGUGUUUACAUCACGUUUGAUGUGAACGAAUUGAAGACAUGUUUAAACUAGACUGUAGCAAAAUCCUGGAGAGCGCUGGAUAGCAAUGCAAUUCUUUACACUACAGAGAUAUUAUUGAAGGGAGAACUGGAUUAUAUAAUGUUUGUAUAGACGUGAUUGAUAUAUCAUCUGUUUGGACAAGGGCAGAUUUGGUUGCUUCAUCUAGGGACACGUUCUCUACCUCCAGUCAAAAAGAGAGUGUGGGUGCAAUCAGGGGCAUGUCCAAAGGGACAGGUUGGGGAUGCAUGAGGCCCCCUUAAAAUCAGAUUAGGUAUCCCAAAAUCCUUAUCUAUGAUUAUUACACUAUAAGUGGCAAAUUGGGCUGUUCUGCUUCAGGCUGCUGUUAUUUACUUCAAUGUAGCUCAUUUCCUUGUGUUAGGACCUACAAUUGUGACUUUGCACAAACAUCUUUGGGAGUCCCCUAAGAAUUUAAUUUUGAUAAUGUAUCUUUUAUACACAGAAAGAUAACAUCUGUAUAUUUUUUUUUUCUGUUAGUGAUCAAAGUAUAUUUGCUAAGUGGAGACAGCAAAGGAAAAUAAAUGUUUUUCAGUUCAGCCAUACUUCAUGCCACCCCAGUCAAAAAGUCUGGACAUGCUCCUGUUUGAAAGAAAGACCCAUAUAAGUUUCAAACUAAAAUUUCAACUUCCCUCCCAACAGAUAGUUGAAUAAAACACAAGUCAAGGAUUACAAAAGUAGCAACAGUUUGCUAAAUGAGCCUAUAAGUGAUACUUUGCUGCAGAGUAAACAAGCUAAUGUGGGCACAGCUGUACUCCUCUGUUGAUGACAGCAUGUCAAACCUGCCUAUUAGCUGUCAGUGUUAACUGACCUAGCUGACUGCUAAGAGAAGCAGCAAUCUGAGCACAUAUUAUCAUAUGUUUCCUACUGGCUCAUUUUUCCACUAAAACAAUAGGUUCACUGUUUUUUAACAAAGCCAGAUUGACAUGUUGUUUCCUGUCAUUUAUGACUGUGCACAACCACAACCUCACCCACUCCAGGUCAUGUUUCAGGAUUCAUACCCCUGCUGCAGCUUCAUUCUCAGCACAAACAGUCUGAAAGUCCUUAGAAACCAGGAUAAGUCCAGUUUUAAUAAAAGUGAAGCUCACAGUCAGACAGGCUUACCUCUGAGCUCAAACCUUGCUGUCUGUUGAAUUGCUUUUAUUUUGCUCGAAUUCCUUUCUUCGGCAUGGCUGUAAAUGGAGAAAUUAAGUCAACAAAAAGCUAAUCAUGUGACAGACAGUAAGGCUCUGCUGCUCUCUGUUAUGAGCAGAAUACAUAAACAUGUCUUGUGAGGUUAUGAAACUGAGCGUCACCUGGAUUUUGGAAGAGGUAGAAAACCCUCAGUGCAAAGUGUAAUCAGAACGAGCAGCAGAGGGUUGCUGCAAGAGUUUUCAGGACAAUGUCAAUUAUACAAAUUAUACACAAUUAUAAAUUAUGUCAAACAACAUUUUAAUAAGAGCUUGGUUAAAAAACAGUGAACACAUCAUUUAAGUUUGAAUGAAUUAUGAUGGAAUAUUUCUUUAAGACAAAGUCAUUCAAAGCUUCUUUGUGUCUAUACUAAGAAGUCACUAUAUGUACAGAAUUAAGUCUGUCUGGAGGGACAGGAAACAAUGAUGGUUUGUCUGAGGAUUGAGAACUCUGUCUGGAUUUACAAAAUCAGAUCUUGCAUCUAAACCCUUCUCUUGAUUUUAGAGCUAUUUUGGAGGUUAAUGUAACGUCUGACAGGUCAUCAUCUCAUUUCAGAAUAUUUUUAUAGUAAUAAUGGUAUAAAACACAAGGUUACUUUGAGUGUUUUCCCAACUAAGUAUUAUCAGAAAACUCAAAUAACUGAGUUCCCUGGAUUUAUUUUAUUACGACGAGAUGGAAUUUGGAUGUUGAUUUAAAGGGCUGGCCACCUCUACUAGAACUCUGAAAGUUACCGUAGUCCAGCUGAACUGUAGACUGUAGUCCACUAUAAUGUCAUUUUGUUUACACUGCCCCCUGUAUAAUGUCAAUUUGAAUUGCUGUCCUGGAUGUCACAUUAGAAUCUCUUUGUUUAAUACUGAAUAAACAAUGUGAACUCCA
Molecule: messenger RNA, 5350 nt
Organism: Notolabrus celidotus (New Zealand spotty)
Lineage: Eukaryota; Metazoa; Chordata; Actinopteri; Labriformes; Labridae
Gene: mdfi
Product: MyoD family inhibitor
Exons: 5
Coding region: 510-1424 (304 amino acids)
Source: RefSeq, a predicted model, not a curated record